Messenger RNA from Parasteatoda tepidariorum (common house spider), 487 nucleotides. Lineage: Eukaryota; Metazoa; Arthropoda; Arachnida; Araneae; Theridiidae. The record is from RefSeq and is a predicted model, not a curated record.
GCACCUAUGGCGUUUAGAAAUGAACCAGCAAAUCCUGAAAAAAUGAAAGCAUUUGAAGAUACUUUGGUAUUGUUGGAUGAAUUUUUGAACAAAACGGCUUACGUUGCUGGAAAUCAUAUCACCAUAGCUGAUUUUGCAAUUAUUUCAACCCUAGCUACCAUACAAGUCUUUCUUGAUUUUUCAUUUGACAAAUACCCCAGAAUAUCUUCAUGGAUGUCUAAACUCAAGAAAGAAAUCCCAUCUUAUGAAGAAAUCAAUGAAAUUCCUGUUAAGAAACAUAAGGAGUACUUAUUAGCAAAGAGACGUCAAUCUAGCAGUAAUUAAGUAUCGAAAUAAUAACAUUGCUGAAUUGGUCAUUGUUAAUAUUCUAAUAUUUGUUAUUCCGUUACAUUAUUUAUAAUUUUCUGCGUGUUGUGUGAUAAAUCGCACACAUUUGUUGUGUUAAAAACUUGACAUUAAAAAUAAUUAUAAAAAAAAAUUCGGUUUA